Molecule: messenger RNA, 4335 nt
Organism: Lodderomyces jiufengensis
Lineage: Eukaryota; Fungi; Ascomycota; Pichiomycetes; Serinales; Debaryomycetaceae
Gene: SSK2
Product: mitogen-activated protein kinase kinase kinase
Exons: 1
Coding region: 1-4335 (1444 amino acids)
Biological process (GO): stress-activated MAPK cascade; protein phosphorylation
Cellular component (GO): cytoplasm
Molecular function (GO): MAP kinase kinase kinase activity; ATP binding
Source: RefSeq, a predicted model, not a curated record
AUGCCAGAUAAUAAGCGUGAUAGUCCAAUUUUAAGUGAAGGAGUUGCAGAAUUAACUGCAGAACAUUUACAACAACAACAAUUACAAAAUCAACAAUUACAAGGUAAAAUCCCAUCACUAUCAUUUUUUCAACCGAACACACCUUCUAGUUCAAGACAUGGAAGUAGUUCAUCAACAAGCAGUAAAAGGAAAAACUCACAAGCUUCAACAACAUCACAAUCUUCAUCGGCAUCAGCAAGGCAACCACCAGCUUUAUUAAAAUCUCAAUCGACUAAUAGUGGUAUCCCUUUACUUAGUUCACAACAACAUGCCAAAAGAACGCUAAGUAAUGGCAGUAAUAAUGGACAACAACCUUUAGGAACCCCAGGUAAAGUAUCGUAUCCUACUAACUCAAACAAUCCACAACAUCAAUCUCGACCACCAAUUAGCAGAUCUGCAAGUGGAUCUAUACUACGAACAAGAUCUCGAUCAUUAAAUGCUACAUUGCAACAUAAUCAACAAAUACAACAACAACAUCAACAAAAUUCACAAUAUGCAGCUCAAGAAAAAUCAUAUCUAAGAAAACUCAAAAAUCAAUUAGUUGAUGAUUAUUACACUAAGGGUAUAACAGGUGCAGAUGAUGAGGAAGAUCAGAACAUAGAGUUUGAAGAAGAUGAAGAUGAAGAUUAUGACAUGUUUUAUAACGAUGGAGACAAUGCAAAUUUAUUAGCUGCUAUAGACGAUGAUAAAUAUCAAAUUGAUUAUAGUAUGGCACUUUCGUUAAUGAAGAAUGCAAAUGUAAACCUAAAAAAGAUUGCAAAUGUACCUACUGAAGAUUCGGAUGAUCCUGCUGUUAUUGAAAGAUUGGAUUGGCAAUCUAUGUUAACUACAGUGUUGACAGGUGAUGUUGUUAGAUCAGAAAAGACGAAAAUAAUAAAUAAUCAUAAUCCAGAUAAUCCUUUAGAAAGUUAUUUACACGCGACAUUUAAAGAAAAUAUAUGGUUUGGUAUACGAGCUAAAAUAUUUAAUAGAACGGAAGAUGAUCAAAGGAAAAUUGUUGCAUAUAGAAGAACAUUAGUUGAACAAUUAAUUGAAGAUAUUCUACAAUUUGAAGUGAGUUAUGAUGAUACUGUGGGUAAUCCAAUACGAGAACAAGUUGAAUUAAUACUAAACAGAUAUGAUGAAGCUUGUAAUUUAUGGAGAAAUUUGGAAGAUAUGCGUACAGAUAAACCAGCGUGUCGGAGUGUUGAGUUUCAAAAUAGAAUUGAUGCUUUAACUGCAUGGCUUACUAUUACUGACGCCAUAAAUAGAGAGACCCAAGCUUUGAGGUUGUGGAUUGGUAAUGAUGAAUUAGAUAUUACCAAAUCCCCCGUUGAAGUUCCCUCAAGUGCAACAUCCACCUCAAAUAGUAAAAUAGUGAAAAAGAUAUUUGAUGAGGAUAACAAAUCAUUAGCUGAAAGACUAAUGAAAGAAAAAGAUGUACAUACAAUUUUCAAAAAAAGAAUUUUCAGACCAAUUUCUCCAUGGAUGAUAAAAUCUAAGGAAACUCACAUCAGAUUAGGUCAUAUGUUUGAAAUUAUGAAAUUACCAGAUUACCUUCACGAUUUAAUUCAAAUUUGUAUUAUUCCAAUGAAAUUAAUUAAAGAAAUUAUUAUAGUUCGUUUAAGUUAUGCAAUGAAAUUACAGAAUCCAACAAUGAUGAUGAUUGAUCAAAUGCUUGAUGAUUUUCAAUCGUAUAUAACUAUUGCCUUAGAAGUGAAACUGGGUAUUCAAGAAUAUAAACAGCCUGAUCCUGAUAAAAAUUGGUUAUUGAGUGAUCUAUUUGACACUGAGGUUUCAGAUUUCGAUAGUGUUAUUUUGAGGUGUAUACGAUAUUUUUUGGCUUUAUUUAACAAAAAAUUACUUGAUAGUUCAAGAUCUCAAACAAAUUUCAGGACUUUUAAAGAACCGGAAGAAUUAGAGGAAGCGUGGGGUUUUUUACAAUCACUCGGAAAUUAUAUUGACGGAGGUUGUGCAGUAGUCGCAGAAGAAAUUGCUAUGUUAACACUGAGAUUGAAUCAACGUCUUUUAGCUUACUUCAAUCAUUCUAUAAGGUUUCCAGCUCAUAAUGAUGGCUCUCAAGAUUUAAUAAGAUGGUAUAGCACAACUUUAGAUAAUUUUGGUCAAAUACGUCGUAAAUUGGCGAGAUUUACAGGUGACAUAUCUAGAUCCUUCACUAAUUCUUUAGUAUUUGAGGUACCCUCACAACAACAUCAAAAUAACACAAAACAAUUGUUGGAUGUAUUAAGAUCAACAAAUCAUUUUUUGGUAUAUACAAAUACCGUUGAAACCCAAGGUACUUAUUUUUUUGCAAGUCCAGAAUUAAUGGGUAAUGAAACAGAAAUUUUAAAAAUCAUUAAUGGUUCAUAUGUUGCUUUGGAUCCAAGUACCAAAGAAUCAAAUUUCUCAGAAUUGUUACAACUACUACAAGAUUCAAAUAAUGAUUUACUAAAGGAGGAACCAGAAGACGAUCUUUACAAACAUGCUUAUGUUGCAGCCUUAUGUCCAAUGAAACCGAUAGUUUGGGAAGGUGCUGUUGUUAAUGUGAAUGUUGAUUCUGUACCAAUCACAGACUUAAAAAAUGGUCAAUUGCUAGUCAUCUCAAAAGUUCAACAUUUUGAUUUGCAUGUUAUCAGAGAUAAAUUCUUAGAUAUAGUAGGUGAUAUCAUAAUGUCUGGAGGUACAAAACCAAUUGAACAAAGAUGUUCAUUAGCUGUGGUUCAUCAAGAAUUAACUAAAACCAACAAAGCCUUUUUCCGUAUGAGUUUAUCUGUCCUAGAAUCAGUUAAAAUAGCAUUGGACAAUUUCAGACAAUUUAAAAUUAGAGGUGAUUAUCAAGCUGUUAUUAAUAAUUAUUUUGUUUUUGCUCGUGAUUAUGGUAAAAACGCUGCUAGAAAUUUAGAUGCAUCACGAAAAUCAGCAAUUAUAAUGAAAUUAAUACAAUUAGCAAUUGAUUGGGUAAGUUUCAUUUGUGAUGAUUGUGUACCAACUGAUAGAAAAACUUUUAGAUGGUGUGUCUUAGCAUUAGAAUUUGCCAUGGAUAUGACUCGUGGUUUCAACAUCUUGCUAUUAAAUGAUGAGCAAUUCAGUAAAUUAAAAGUCAAGGUUGCAAGAUGUAUGUCACUAUUGAUUUCCCAUUUUGAUAUUAUGGGUGCAAGAUCAAGUGAAGCUGAAAAGAAUAGAUUAUUAAAAUGGUCAUCACAAAGACAAAAUAUUGCAAAUUCACAAAAUGAUGAAUACUCUUACAAAAUUCAUCAUGAAGAACUUAUGCAACAAAUUGCAGAAAUUGAAGAUUAUAGAAAAGAAUUAUCACUUGAAUAUCAAUCCAUUGGUAAAGUUAUUGACAAAAGUGAUCUGGAAUAUCAAUUUGUCACUUUGUUGGCUUCUUCAUUUUCAAGUGUCUCUAUCAGAUGGCAAAAGGGAAAAUUUAUUGGUGGUGGUACUUUUGGUCAAGUAUUUUGUGCAGUUAAUUUGGACACUGGUGGUAUAAUGGCAGUAAAAGAAAUUAGAUUUCAUGAUAGUCAGUCCAUUAAAAGUAUAGUCCCACAAAUCAAAGAAGAAAUGACAGUUCUUGAAAUGUUAAACCACCCCAAUGUUGUACAAUAUUUCGGUGUUGAGGUUCAUCGUGAUAAAGUUUAUAUUUUCAUGGAAUUUUGUGAAGGUGGUUCAUUAUCAGGAUUAUUAACUCAUGGUCGUAUUGAAGAUGAAAUGGUUGUACAAGUUUAUACUUUACAAAUGUUGGAAGGUUUAGCUUAUUUACAUCAAUCGGGAGUUGUUCAUAGAGAUAUAAAACCAGAGAAUAUCUUGUUAGAUCAUAAUGGAGUUAUUAAAUUUGUUGAUUUCGGAGCUGCUAAAGUUAUUGCAAAUAGUGGUAGAACAAGAGUAGCAACUAAAUCAAUUAGACCAGAAUCAGGUAAUCAAGAAAAUAUAAAUUCAAUGACUGGAACUCCAAUGUAUAUGUCACCAGAAGUUAUAACUGGUUCUUCAUCAGAUAGAAGUGGAGUAGUUGAUAUUUGGUCUUUAGGUUGUUGUGUCUUGGAAAUGGCUACAGGUAGAAGACCAUGGGCUAAUUUAGAUAAUGAAUGGGCCAUUAUGUAUCAUAUUGCUGCGGGUCAUAAACCACAAUUACCAUCGCCUGAACAAUUAAGUGAAGAUGGUAGAAGAUUUGUAUCAAGAUGUCUUGAACAUGAUCCUACUAAGAGACCAAGUGCUGUUGAGUUAUUAAAUGAUCCAUGGAUUGUAUCUAUAAGACAAGUAGCUUUCAGUGGUGGAUCAGAAUUCAAUACUCCUUCAUCAGAAAAUGGAAGUUUAGUUUAG